Molecule: messenger RNA, 528 nt
Organism: Fragaria vesca subsp. vesca
Lineage: Eukaryota; Viridiplantae; Streptophyta; Magnoliopsida; Rosales; Rosaceae
Exons: 1
Coding region: 63-374 (103 amino acids)
Source: RefSeq, a predicted model, not a curated record
CAUCCCUCUUUUCUAUCUCUCUCCCUCUCUCGAACUCUCUCGAUCUCUCUCUCUGUGCGCGCAUGCUUUCCUCUGCCAGCACCGGAAAUGGUAGCUUCGGUCACCGUCUCACCCAAUCACCUCCACCAAUUGAUUCACCACUUAAACUAAGCCAUACCCAACCCAAAUCAACAACCUGCAACUACCCCAAUGUCGGUCCUCAAUCCCUAGGCCACUGCCUUGCCGAUCGGGGGACGGUCUCCGGCCAACUCCUCAGUCCACCGCUACCCCCGUUCCACUUAGCUGCUGACAAGGAGCAAAACCCAGAAGCCUUGAAGCCCGACGAUGCCGUACGCGCCGCCGCUGGAGCGUCGGCAGCCUUAGCUCCGCCGUGAGCUACGUCGGUUCUAACUCCUCACUUGGUAAGCUACGUUUCACUCUUUACUCCUAGUAGAGUCCACUGUUUUGGAAUCGAUUGAGAUAGCUAACUAUGCUGUUUUAUGUGAGGUUUGGUGUUAAUCGGUUUUUGGGUACGAAAUGGAAUUGAGG